AUGAUGCAAACGGAGCAUCUUCCCCACACACACUCUUCUCCCAGCUUCAGCAGCUACUCAUCUUCUGAGACCUUCGCUCAAAUUGCCGCCAGAGUCAUCCAAGAACUUCAACAAGACCCUCUCUACGCCAACGACCUCCUUUUUCCCUCCUCAUGGCCCCAAAACGACUUCCAACAUGACCAAAACGACAACGACGACGAUGACAACAACCAAGACGACGACGAAUUCGAAUUCUCCCUCGUUUCCAGAGAUAUUGCCUCCUCCCCCGUCUCCGCCGACGACAUUUUCCACAACGGCCACAUCACUCCAAGCUACCUACUCUUCGGCCGACACGUCCUCCUCAACGGCGUCUUCUCGGAUUCUCCGCUUCGCGCCAGUGAAACGACUCCGGCACCGGCACCGGCACGGCGACGUUUGCCUCUGAGGGCUCUGAUGUUGGAGGAGCACGAAAACAACAGCAAAAACGAACUGGAAGGUGUGGCGGAGGGAAGCUACUGUGUGUGGACCCCACAGAGCUGCAAGAAGAGCAGCUCUGCCGGUUCUAGUUCUUCGAGGAGAUGGAAGCUUCGAGAUUUGUUACUCAGAAGCCAUAGCGAUGGCAAGGAACCGAUUCUGUUUAUUAAUAACAGCAAGGCCGUGCUACCAAAUCAAAAUGGCUCGGCCGCCGUGAAGGAUGGUGGAGAGAGGUCUAAGAGGAGGUUGUUCUUGCCUUACCGCCAAGAGAUUCUGGGGCUUUUUGGGAAUAAUAAUAAUAAUAAUAGUGGAGUUGGUAGAGACUCGCAACCUUCUUCAAAUCCCAACUAG
Messenger RNA from Arachis duranensis, 804 nucleotides. RefSeq lists its product as uncharacterized. Bases 1 to 804 code for a protein of 267 amino acids. The record is from RefSeq and is a predicted model, not a curated record. Lineage: Eukaryota; Viridiplantae; Streptophyta; Magnoliopsida; Fabales; Fabaceae. The transcript has a single exon.